CCUUCUCCAUAGUGUAACAACAACAGGCCAACGCAUUGCCUGAAUUUCACGAGAUUUACAAUGUCAAAUGCCGAACCACAUGUAGAAGAUGAAGAGGAUGAAUACCUAUAUGGUGAAACAAUCGCGGAACGAAAAGAACAAACCACGCAGGACGCGCAGGCAGAGUCUUCUGCUGAACCCAUGAGCGAAGAAAGCGAUGAUUCGGAUAUCGAAUUCAUUAUUGAGACGAAACCGGGAGAACGAGCUGAACCUCCUGGUGGAACCUCGACCAUGUAUGGCGUAAGUAAGCCUGGCCUACGAAAGCCAGCAGAACGGCCAACAGUUGAAGUCAAGUCAAUGGAGCCUCAGGAUACAUCGGCAGCAGCGGAGACUGCACAACAAGUAGACAUUAAUCCAACAGCAAAAAUAGACGGAAAGAACAUCUUUGAAGUAGAUCUGGAGUCCUUGGAAGAUAAGCCAUGGCGAAAGCCUGGUGCUGACAUCUCUGACUAUUUCAAUUAUGGAUUUGAUGAAUUUACCUGGGCAGCUUAUUGUGCGAAACAAACAACUCUUCGUGAUGAUUUUAGCCCUCAAAAAUUUAUGGCAAGUCUCAUGGGAGGCGCUAUGCCUUCUGGUGACAUGCCUAAUGCCCCAGACUUCCAAGCUAUGAUGCCUGGCUUUCCCCCAUUUAUGCCAAUGCCACCUCCUCCUAUUGCUGCAGCAUCCCAAGAUGACCUGAAUUACUCACGUCCUCCUUUUCCCAUUCCCACUCCCACACCUCCCCUUGCCGGUAACGUAGAUUCUGCGUCGCAAAUGAAUAGUGGUGCAAACACACCUUCACAUGGAUACCAUGGUUCUAGUGGUGCACAUCCUUCCAAUUCACGAGAAAAUGAAAGUCCUGCCCGUUCACCCAAUCACUAUGGCAGGUUAGAAAGUAGCCAUGGUCCGUAUCAACAAAACUCCGGUGGUUAUGGAGGCAAUACCCCAAAUUCUAUGCAAUCAUCAUCUGGAGGUAACUAUGCCCCGAGUAGAGGUUCAUAUAGCGACCGCCCUCACAAUAGCAAUUACUCCGGGUCAUCUAGACGGCGACAAAUGUCGCCAGACAGAUAUGGUGGUUAUUCAAAUUCUAGAGGAAAUAGCGGCCGAUAUCGUCGAAACCGCUACAACUAAGAAUCAUCAAAUGUUAUCGUUCACACGAAACAGAAAUUCAUGUAGAGGAAUAACGACUUAUGGACUUUGGGAGGAAAUAGUAACGAUCCAUCGAUCGUAUGUACUAAUGAUUUUCUGGUUAUUGAAGUUAUUGAUAUUGAUACCUUUGUAAUGCUACUACUACACUUUUUGACCUCUCUUUUUCUAUUGAUUUGAGAACAUAUGCAUAAAAUCCGGAUAAUUUUAUUUCUUUUUAUGAUUUAUGUUCAAGAUGUCUUGAUUGUAAUAACUUAAAAAAACAUUAACAUAAGCAUCGUAAAACCAUAUCAUGCAAAGGGAAAAACUAAUAAUCUUGCGUCUCGUCAUCCAAUUCAUCUAAUACUUCAUGGGCAUGUUUUUUGGCACCUUCGGAAAUAUUGGGGUUAUGCAAAGUGGCUUUAUAUCCUCCGCGUACAUUGCCAAGAUUCUUACCCCGUGAAGACUCUUCUUGUGCGAAAUCACCGGUAUCGAGUGAGUCUUCGUCUUCAUAUCCUUCAUCGCCCAAAACGUUUUCAACUCCAUAGUCAUCUACGGGACCAGACGCGCGAGUUGCAUAGCCAGAUGUUCUUUCGGUUCCAAAAUCUUCAUCUUCAAGGCCAACAGAACUUUCGUCUAAGUCCUCCUCAUUGUACAGAUUUGAAACUCUGGGAUCAUCACGAGCGGACUUUCCGUAGAAACCACCGUAGCCAGAACUCUUCUUAGAAAAUUGACCUGCCAUUGUAAAACUUUAAAAUCGUUUUAGAUGCGAAACCGUUGAAUAAAAUUAACUGGAUUGUAUCAUGAACUUUUCAGUAUGGGAGGAUAUAUAUAUUGUCUUUUUCCAAGGCAUGUUUCAUUUUACAUCACUUCCAUCCAGAUUAUGACAAGGAAUUCGCAAUACGAAGAUGAAUUCAUUUCAUUUCCUACAUUAACUACGUAUAUACGUAAGAAAACGAUUCACUCGUCUUUUACUUACGAAAGUUCGUCUCUUGGCAAUUUACUAUGAAACCAUGGUGGCAAUUGUGUUACUAAAUUUUAGACGUAAAGUAAUUAAACAUGACGGGAAGGCUAAAAAGUAAAAUAUUCGAAGGAUGAUGACUUUCAAGAUUUCCAGAAUUCUCAAGAAGCAAAAACCUGCUCACGAAACAUUCGAUAGCUAACAAUUCUUGUUGACAUAACUUGUGAGGCUUAUAGAUGAAAAUAGCAAAUUCAAACAUCAAUAGCAACUGAAGUCAUUUUCUGUUAAACGUGAGAAUAAUUAAUCUUAGUUUAAGCUAAAUUACUGUUGAAGAUGACUCAUAUGUUGAUAGCGAUUACAAGCAAGACUUGCUUCUAGAAGACUGAAACACAGGUACAUCAAGAGAAUUGAGUAGAAUAUUCAACUCUACUUUUUUCCUUUUUUUUUUUACAUAAUUUCACUAUUAUCCGUGCUGAGGUUG
Molecule: messenger RNA, 2585 nt
Organism: Schizosaccharomyces octosporus yFS286
Lineage: Eukaryota; Fungi; Ascomycota; Schizosaccharomycetes; Schizosaccharomycetales; Schizosaccharomycetaceae
Product: mRNA cleavage and polyadenylation specificity factor complex subunit
Exons: 3
Coding region: 61-1149 (362 amino acids)
Cellular component (GO): mRNA cleavage and polyadenylation specificity factor complex
Molecular function (GO): RNA binding
Source: RefSeq, a predicted model, not a curated record